This is a messenger RNA of Metopolophium dirhodum (rose-grain aphid), 3438 nucleotides long. Its product is annotated as 7SK snRNA methylphosphate capping enzyme-like. NCBI's taxonomy places the organism in Eukaryota, Metazoa, Arthropoda, Insecta, Hemiptera, Aphididae. Gene Ontology annotation, biological process: snRNA modification. The coding region runs from base 1278 to 3191 and encodes 637 amino acids. The transcript has 7 exons. Gene Ontology annotation, molecular function: snRNA binding; O-methyltransferase activity; RNA methyltransferase activity. The record is from RefSeq and is a predicted model, not a curated record.
AAACAUAAUGAUAAUUUAGCUGGUGUACGACACGCGCGUGCCAAGUUGGUAUAUAAUAUUACUCGUAAAUAUUAUUCGUCUGGACUUUCCGAUUUUCGUCGUCGUUGCGACUGCGGCUAAUCGCGAUAUAUUUUAGAACCUUCCACUCCAACUAUUACAGCGACGACGAUACCUAUAUUAUCGUGAUAAAUUAAUAAAACGACCGUAAUCGUAACUGCCAUUUUGAUCGCAAUCCACUGUAUCUAUUCAUACGGAGUACGCGACUAGUGCGAGUUUGCCGGUGGCCUAUAUAUAGGUAUAAUAUCCACUACGUGACAAUUACACGGUCUCGGUUGGUAAGUGGGCAGACUUGCGAAAACGACGACGGAGUAGGAGAAAUCUGUCGAAUGUUUAUUUCCAAGGUAAGCGCACUCGGCAGCUGCGACGGCGGCGGUCAUACGAACGCAAUUAAUAAUUCCAUUACCUAUACGAUUGUUAUCGAACGCCGGAGAACACCCGCCCGAUAAACCAAUUUACCCAUCUAAAUACGCCUUUGCGAGGAUCCCGCCGCUGCAGGUUGCCAGGUUUCGUAUGCUUUCCGCGAGUUCGUCGGUCCGUAAUAUACGACACGAAACGCAAUACGCCACUUGGACUUGGGUACGGGUCAAAACCCGAGAAGCCAAGUGGUAAGCGCUCAGGCAAGAAAGUUAAGUGAGCCCCGAGUGCAUCGUCGCAAGCAUAUCCCGCAGUGACAGAUGACGUUAACCGCGUGCACUAUGCGCUACGCAUACGGUAACGGUGUGUCGGUGCUCACUGCUCACUGCAGGCGGUCGAGCAAACACGUAUCGCCUGUUCGACCGUACAACGGGAGGCGUAGGAUAAAAAAUAACCAGAAACGAUAAAAAAAAAAAAAAUCGUAAUCCGCUAUGAGUACGACACGGUCACAAGAAACCGGGGCAGACACACGGUAAUGGAUCGCGCCGGCCGUGGCAGCACUGCGGCAAGCUUCGAACAACACAUUGUACUCUUCGGUACCGACCACCAGUUAUUAAACAUUUCGCCGCCGAACUCGUCGGUACGCCGAUUCACACGUCCCGACGUACGCCGUGCGCAAUCACCCACCGCCGCCGCCGCCGCCGCUCUUCACCGCCACGGCAACACUACCCCACUCCAACCGGCGCACCAGUGUGUCCCUCCAUCCCCACCGCCGCCGAACGCACUGGCUAAAAAUGGCGUCCGCCGCCGUCUGAUCGUCGUUGUCGCCGCCGCCACUGACGUCGCACCACGCAGCCUCAUUCAUGUUGCUUAUAAUGGCGACUAAAACUGAAGUUGAGAAUGAAACAAUUGAAAAACCACUUGAAAAUCAAGAUUUGAAUGCAGUUUGUACAAAUUUACAGUUUUGUGAUGAUACAAUUAAACUAUACCCAACAAGAAAACGAUGUGUCAGCACAUCAAUUCUUAUAAGCACAUCGCCAAAGAAAAAAAAAAAAGAAGAUCAAAAUAUAAUACCACCUAAAAAGUUUUUGCUUGGUGGUAGCAUGUCUGAUCCCCUCAAUUUAAAUAGUCUCCAGAAUGAAGAUAUUAAUAAGGCAAUGAAUAAAACUCCAAAAUCUUCUCCCCUACACUCAAAUACAGUGAACAUUAAAAAAGAUCAAGUGAAUGUUAUAAUUCCUCGAAAUUUAUCUGAUCCAUUGGAACUUAGCAAGUGCGAUGAAGCUAAAGCAAUUGCAUGUUCAGGCAUAGAUUUAUUACAACCAAAAACUCCACAAAAAUGUAAAUCUAAAAUACCGCUGUCAAAAUCUUUAUCUGAUACUGGUAUAAUUACUGAGAACACCCCAGAAAAGGAUUUUGAACCAGAAUGUAAUAAAGAAAAGAAAAGAGAGGUAGAAGAAGACAUUAUUUCUUUGCCACCUAACAAAAAGCUCAAAACUGAAUUGCUUGAAAACUGUAUGUCCGAGUCUGAAAAUAAUAAAGUAUCAUGUGAAAUAAUUGAAGUUAUAGAAACUAUCAUAGAUGUAUUAGUGCAAGACGUUCUAGUGUCAUUAGAUGAAUGUAAUAUUCCAAUUUCAAAAGCUCCUGUUGAAGUGGUUGUUGAAAAGAUACUCGAGCCAAGCAAAACACUGUCACCAUCUCCUGAAAAAAAAGUUGACGACGGUAAGGAAAUACAAGAGCAGCGCGAAAAAAUAAAGCCCAAAAGAUGUGUAGUAAGUCCGGUUGUUAUGCAGCCCUCAUUGUCAGAGAAACACAGCGUACAUCAGCCGGUCGUUGUUACGACAGCUAAACCAAAACAAAAGGUUAAUAAAAAGUUCAAAGACAAAAAUGCAUUGUUUAAAUAUGGAAAUUAUACGAGAUAUUACGGUUAUCGUAAUCCAGAUGAUGAAGACAAUAGACUGAAAGUCUUAGCUGAACGUACGGAUUUAUUUUAUGGCAAGGAUGUGUUGGACAUUGGUUGUAAUAUUGGUCAUGUUACUUUCAGCGUUGCCAGAGAUUUUGGUGCAAAGUCAGUUGUAGGAAUGGAUAUUGAUCGUAAACUAAUAAAUAUAGCACGCAAAAAUGUACAGUAUUACAUUAACGAUACAGCGCAGUCUUCCUCAUACCUUUCAUCAAAUUACCAUUUUAAAGAUUUUAAUUCAAGAAAUCGUAAUGAUUCAAACAGUGAUAUAAUCGAAUCAUUUCCUAUAUCAUUACCUAUGCUGUACGGUCCUAUUAAUUUAGCUGGCUUGACACUAUCUGGACGGUUUCCUUACAAUGUCUCUUUUGUGCAGGGAAAUUAUGUAUUAGAAUCUGAUCUUUUACUUUCAUUGGAAACGUGUAAGUUCGACGUUAUUCUCUGUUUAAGUAUUACCAAAUGGCUUCACUUGAACUGGGGUGAUGACGGUUUGAAACGAGCAUUUAAACGCAUGUUUGCACAGUUGCGACCUGGUGGAAUACUUGUGGUGGAGCCUCAGCCAUGGAAAUCUUAUGGUCGCAGGAAAACAUUGACGGAAACCAUUUGGCGAAAUUACAAAAACAUUCUGCUAAAACCUCCAAUGUUUACAGAUUAUCUGUUGAACGAAGUUGGUUUUGCCAACUGUGAAACUCUUACUAUGCCUCAUAAUCCAUCUAAAGGGUUUCAGCGCCCGCUCAAGUUGUAUAGAAAACCUAACAUAUUAGUAAAUAGAAACAAACCAAAGUGUACGAUAGUUCACCCAAAUGAAACCCAAAAAUUAUAAACAUGGUAUUGAAAUACUCACUGAAUUUCUUUAAGGCAAUUGUAGUCUUAAAUAUUUAUGUUAUUGUUCUUAGCACUGUAAUUUAACAACUGGACCACGUGUAUAUUGACUUUUAUUACCAAAUUGUUAUUUAAUAUUUUUUGUUUCUCAUAAUUUGAAUACAUAGUAUAAAUUUUAUUCAUUGUACAAUUUGUGAGAUGAAUAAAUAUUUUUUUAUUGUUGAAAAUAUAUUGACUUCAUUAUUUUA